UGCUGCAGGCGAUUCUUUGCCGUAGCGCUCUGCUUUGGGCGUUUGGCGCUGCGGAUGCCUCGAGGAGGGAAAAUAAUAAUGGCCGCCAUGGCCAACUGGAACAACCUUGAAGCUUAUGUAAGUCGGUAGCUAUGGAGAGAGGCGUUCAGAGAUGGGCUGUUGACAUUUCCGAGUGGAAUCCUUCUCCCCCUGAGUUCUCCUCUGCGCUGACUCUUCUCCCUCGCCAUGAACAUUCCUCCAUCCUUAGAUUUUUUAAGAUGGAAGACAGGAAACGUGCGCUUGUGAGUCGGCUGCUUCAGUAUGUUCUUGUGCAUAACAUAUUGAAAAUCCCUUACGAUGAAAUAAUUAUCAAGCGCACAUUGGAAGGCAAGCCAUAUCUGGAAUGUGAUAAAGUUGGCUCAGAAUUUCCCAAUUUUAAUUUCAAUGUAUCACAUCAUGGUGAUUAUGUGGUGAUAGCAUCAGAGCCUCUGUGUCUUGUGGGGUUGGACGUCGUCUCUUACACCAUUCCCCAAAAUGAGGAUACCAUAGCAUUUGUUAAGAACUUCUCCUCUUACUUUUCAAGUUUAGAAUGGAAGAACAUCAUGAAUGCUAGCUCUAGCUCGAGUGUUUUGGUUGAGUUCUACAGAUAUUGGUCUCUCAAAGAAGCAUAUGUGAAAGCUAUUGGAAGUGGAAUGAUGGCAUACGGGUUGGAGCAAGUUGAGUUUCUUCAUGAUGGAUGGAACAACAUACGGGCUAAAGUUGGAGGAGAAAUUCUGAAAGAAUGGAGAUUUUGGCUCUCAGAGAUGGGAAAUAGACAUUGUGUGGCAGUUGCCAAGGGGCACCCGAGAUCGGCUACCGAGAGCUACCAAAGGACUCUAACGAGGACGGAGUUCGAACCCGAUGAAUAUCGUGCUGGUCUUCUUCUUCCCAAUGUCGGCUUUGUGUCAAAAAGUGUAGAACAACUAAUUUCCAUAUCCAUGGAGUGAGGCUUUGAUGCGUGAAGACUGAUUGCGAGGAGUGAGGCUUUGGUGCGUGAAGACUGAUUGCGAGAGAUAGUUCAACAUGCAUGUUUGGCUAACUUGGGCAUAUCCAUGGAGUGAGGCUUAUAUGCGGUAAGUCGUCGUUGUUGCCUUUUUGCCUGCAUUACAUAUAAUACCAAUUUCACGUUGUUUGGCCGUAGGUGAUGCAAGAACGAAUUGACUUAGCUCACUUAUUGCUGGGAAGUGAGUGCCGCAUAAUCGCAAGUCUGCCAUCAAAAGUGCGAUUGUGACAAGUGACCAAUUCUUCAACUUCGCACAUUUUAGGUUGAGUCGUCAAGUUAUUUGAGUUCAAGUUAGGUUCAAAUGUAUGAAAAUUUUAUGAAUUAGGUUAGUUCAUAAAUCUCCAUGAAAUUUCUCA
Molecule: messenger RNA, 1377 nt
Organism: Cucurbita pepo subsp. pepo (vegetable marrow)
Lineage: Eukaryota; Viridiplantae; Streptophyta; Magnoliopsida; Cucurbitales; Cucurbitaceae
Cellular component (GO): cytosol
Molecular function (GO): magnesium ion binding; holo-[acyl-carrier-protein] synthase activity
Source: RefSeq, a predicted model, not a curated record